Molecule: messenger RNA, 2109 nt
Organism: Cantharellus anzutake
Lineage: Eukaryota; Fungi; Basidiomycota; Agaricomycetes; Cantharellales; Hydnaceae
Exons: 3
Coding region: 176-1891 (571 amino acids)
Molecular function (GO): DNA binding
Source: RefSeq, a predicted model, not a curated record
GUUGAUUUGCAUCCUUAAUGCACUGUUGUUCCCCCCCCCGCCUUCCUAUUAAACCAGUGGUGAGGAGGCUCACAUCUCCCUACGACAACAUCUACCAGCCCUUUCCGCUUGCGAACCCUCCUACUGCUUCUUCAAACGAUCCCCCACUGUCCCCAUUACCUUCCUCGAAACUGUUAUGGCUCAUCAUUCCCCUUCUCCUGCACCCACCAAUCCUCCGCGUCUUUUUAUCCGCUCGUCACUGGAUGCAUUCAUCAUCGUACAAUCCGCUUUAGAUGGUGUGUUCCCAUUGUGCACUAGGUCCUUGACCGAUGAGGAAAGGGAGAAGCUACAGUACCACGGCUCCGUCGUCGUUUGGGAUGAGACAGCCGUCGCGAACGACCCAGGGAACAAAUGCAAGGGGAAGCAGCGGUGGAAGUACACGACUCCUUGGACCCCUUCUCGUAUGCAAGGUGUAUUCCUGCUUUACAGGCAGGUGUUGCCCAGGAAAGGGUCCAAAGCUGACCACGCGCCUCCCCCGCCACACGAGCCGAAGCAAGAAGUUGACGAGGUUUUUGGUGCACACAAAGGAUACAAGGAGCACCCUGUUGGUGGUCUCAUGCGAAAGACCCUCUCCUUAGUCGUCGACAAUCGCGAGCUACACUUGAUUAAUUACUAUGACCCAUAUAAGCAGCUUGAAGAGUCUACCCGACUUCCCUCGCCUUCAUCUUCUCACCCUUACUGCCGUUAUAAAUACAACUUACAUCCGGACAUCAUUCAACACCCCCACCGGGUUCUAUCCUCCACGUUCACCGUCAACGUUCUCGGCGCUGACAAGCCGAAACUUAUUUAUGCUGGAGACGACAGGACGUCUCAGAGGGAUCUUAAGACACGGCGAGAGGAGCUUGAGGCUUUUCUCAAACUGACACUUGAGCUCGCCCCAGAGAAUUUUUCCAUCGAUUUCACGCCAGCCCCAAAGCGCGAACACGUUACAGCCUCGAUGAAGCGUCCGCGAGACGAGAGUGACGACGACGACUUCGGCGGCACAUCCGGCCGGCCGGGGCGAAAGAAGGCUCGCCAUCCCUUGGGGGCCCCGGAAGAGAAGAUGAAGGUGAAAAGGGUGAAAGAAAACGAAUACACCGAUUCCCCUUCGUCUUCGGCGGGGGAUGACGGGUCCGAUUUUCGUCCUAGUACUGGUGUCCCUAGCAGGAACGCCUCUCAGCCGCCUACGUUGGCCCAUCGUCCCAGUUUGUCCACCCCCGUUUCGCCAACGCCGCUCAGGAUCGGGCCAUCUGUGUUGAACCCAACCCCUCUCCCUCGUCAUUCCCCAGGAAUCAGGCAACAUGGAAUUACUGGUGGUCUGGUCUCUGAUGCGGGACUCGCUCAGAUAUCUCAACGACCCGCGUUGGCUUAUCCCCCCCCUCCCUAUGCUAGUCUCCCGGCGUCCAGCAUGCCGUACGGCGUACCCGUCGUCGGCCCUGCCCACAUUUCUCCCCCAUCCUCCAGACAUUAUGCUCCAUCGGCUCACUCACCUUACCCGUUGGUUUCCUACCCGACGGCUCACAUUGUGCAACCGCAUCUCUGGGCGCAUCCCUCAUUUAUCAAUGGCUUUAAGGCCUCGGCCGAUCAUCAAUCAUUUGGCACUCUAAACGGUCACCUUGAUGCCGAAGCGCCUCCUUCCCCCAUCGAGAAUGCGUUUCCACCUAUGCCGAAGCCUCUAGAGAUAGCAAUAACAACGGCUCCCCUCAGCCUUCCGGACGAGUACAGUCCAAGUGGAUCUAGUGGUGGUUAUACAAGCAAUGCUUCCGGGUAUCCAACCCCCCACCCGCAUCAUUAUCCCACGACUUUGGGUACAGUCCAUAUUCUGCGGGCACCGUUGGUGGCGAAUAUGGGUCCGAGUCUGAAGGAUGGAUGAACCCGUCUAUGUUGCUAGCUGCUCUCAACGGGGCAUCAACAUCUUUUUCUUCCAUUCCCGAUUCCUCCACAGGCAUGGCCAACGAGUCAUGGAUGCUUCAUGCGUAGCCUUCUCAUUUCAUAUGAUUUUUGGGACUACACAUUCUCUCUUCUCCGCUGUAUCAUUACUUUUCUGUAUCCCGCAAAAGUCAUCAGAUGACGCUGUGUAUUCACUCUCCU